UGCGGGCCACAUGUCACAACUCGAACUGGUUUUAUUGUUUUGCAAUGACGAUGUUAAGGAUUGCGGCUGUUAACGGCAGAUCUGUCAUUGGACGCUGUAAAACGGCCAGCAUUGCAAAAUGCAACUCUUGCGACCGGCCUUUGACGCUGGGUGGGAACAGCCAGCGAAGAGCAGACGCGACACUUCUUCACGGAUUACGGUAAAGGGGUUGGUCACUGUGCCCUGGUCUACCUGAAGGUUUGCUCUGCUGCUUCGGGUGUGGAGUUGAGACAGAGAGAGAGAGUGAGAGAGAGAGACGCGCACACACACACACACACACAGUAAGGUCAGCGAGCGCUGCAUUGACAACGAGCUGUUUGAAGUGCCCACUUCCAGCUGCGGACUCACUCACCGUGUUGCCGUUCCAGAAUUGAAUGAAUUCAGAAUUUCCUGCAAAAACAACAGAUUUGAGCACUUGCUGCACUUUUCAAACUUCAACUUCCUCAGCUAACCCUUGUCCUCGAUCGAGCGACACAGCUUCGACUUGUCACUCUGCACUGGAGCCCCUGUGAUUCCUGCAAAUAAGAAGUAACUAUCUUAAUUUUGUUACCAUCAGAUCCAUCCUGGUGUGACCCGUUCCGUGUGCACUCCUUCCCAACCUCAGGAUUGGUUCAAAAAAUGUUUGACUUGACGUGUUGCAAUCUAUAAUAACUCCGUUUUGAACCAUCAACCAUUCAUCUGGAGAGGAUGGAGGAAUGUGUCCUGCCGGAGUUAAAAGAACUGGAGAUCAAGAUGGGACGUAAGAUUCCGGAAAGCCUGUUACGAUCACUUAGGGAAGAACAACCAGGCCGCCACACAGACGAUCAGGUAGUCCUUUCUACCUCGGGAACACUGAGUAACUGCAACACGUUGGAGAGAUUGGAAACCAAGAUUCAGAUAUUGAAGCUGGAGAUGGCUUGUCUCAGGGCAAUUGAUGUCAAAUUGAUGCAUCAGUUACUCACCAUCAACGAAGGUAUUGAAUCCAUCAAAUGGAUGAUGGAGGAGAAGGGCACAUUGGCCAGCAGGGGCAGCAGUUUGGCAAGUAGUACCUACAGCUUGAUGGAAAGCCAGAACACUUCACUGCGAGGCAGUUGGAACAGCUUACAAGAGUGUGGUGAUGGACUUGAUUCAAUUUCCGUGGGGAGUUACCUGGACACACUGGGUGAUGACCUGCCAGGUCACUGUACACCCUCAGACGUAGAUCCUUUUUCGGAUGAACAUUUGACAACAGAUUCACUUAAAAGUGAAACUAUCAACAAGGAAUCCAAAGAUGACUCUGAUGAUGGAUAUUAUUAUUUUGGAUAAGUUACAUGAGAGCAAGCAAAUAAUGUCUCUGCAUCAUCUGUGUUAUUGAGCUUAAUUCUGACUUUGGUUAAUAAUGUGAAAUGGUCAAUAUAGAUUAGACAGGGGAAAUGUAUAUUGGAUGUCUAAUCUGAUAAUUGCCUAUAUUACAGUACAGUCCAUAAUCAGAAUUCACUGCAUUGAGAUUCUGUUGCCAUGGUAAAUUUCAGUGCAAGGGACAAUGCGAUCAGGAGUAUUUUGAAAUAUUAGGGUAAAGUUUCUGUUCGUAAUGACAACCUGGACUGGGUAGAAUCAGCCCAACCAGUGCAAAAGAUCGAGGUGUUUUGAUAUAGGGGUUACACCCAAAACCACUAACUUCAGUGUAACUGUCGAUCUUUCACUUGUGUUCAAGAUUCACUUUGCCCAGAUGAAACUCAGUAAGAAAACUGGCCAUUUAACCUGAAUUAAUUAGCACAGUUCUGCAGGUUCAAGGAAGGCUUUAGUAAUUUCAGCCAUGGUUUUCUGGUGCAAUCCAUUUUAAAAGAUUUUUUUCUAUAUAAGAAAUCAAAUUGACUAAUGUAAAUCUAUUAAAUGGGUCAAUAGUCAAAACUAUUAAAUUGUUCAGUAUAGUUUUUUAAAGCCAUUUUCAAUGAUUUUAAAUCAUGUGACUUAUAGGUGGUGGACAAAAGACUUUAAAAUGCUUAUUUUUAGGAAUAAUUAAUAAAUUAUCCCAGAGUUAAUGAAACUAUGCCAGGUUGCUAUUCUUAAACACAUCGGAAAGGAGACGUUUUAAUUGAGAUGAGAUAAAAACAGAAACAAUUACAUUCUGUUACACUGUGCAAUUGUCCCACCUCAUGUUUCCAUGCCAAUGGAUAUUGGUAGAAGCUUGAACUAUAAUCUAAUCAGUGCAAUUUUAAGUGCAUUUUAAAUGCAAUUUUCCAGUUGUACCCAAAGCAAACAGUUCACUCCAUGUUUCCUAUCUUUUUAAGAAAUAACUAGUUUAAGUUUGUACUACAGUUUUCCUUCAGGUUUUUGCAAGUGGAAAGGAAAACAUAUUUGAAAGAGAUGCACCGAUUGGUAUAAUUUAUUAAAAUCAUUUAAAGUAAGAAGUGGGAAAGGUUUUCAGUACAACUCAACAUAAAAUCAGAUAAUAAAGAUAUUUUCUUUUUGUUGUGGAAUAUAAGAUUAAACACUGAUGAAAGCAAUAAACCUAUUUCCUGAAGUCAUACUGAGUGACAUAAGAUUUUUGUUAUAUUUUUAAAACUGUUUAAAAAAGCCUAGACAUCGCAGCAACAUGCCAGUGUUGGCAACUAUACUCAUCCGUUUGAACUGGGAUCAAGAACCCUCUCAGAAAUGUGUAAACCACAUGAUUGUGUAGCUCUUCAACCUCUGUCCUAAUUUAAACGUGCAGGUACAAAUAAACUGAAUUUUAGUUUCAAAUGUAAAUCUUGCUUGGCUUCCAUUAAGUCUAAAAGAGCCUAGGUAAAUUUAAAGGCAAAUGUAAAAUAAUUCUGGAAUUUUGAGCAACAUAUUAAGGUUACAUUCUGCAUGAAAUUGAUAUAAUUUACUUAAGCUGAAACAUUGACUUAAUUAUUGGGAAAUACAGCACAGGUUUUAGUCGAGCAUGAUUCCCGCAGAGUAAGAUAAUUCAAUGAGGAACACCAAGUUUCAUCUACUGAAAGCCCAGUUGCAGAGAGUUAAGGAAUGAAGAAUAACUAUUUAUAAAUCUACUCUUGUCCCUAGGUACAGGAAGCGAAGUUACAAACAACAGACAGAACAGGUUGCUUACUAUAAUAUUAUAUAUGACUGACAGGCUCCUAGUGGUGCACAGCCCAAGAAGAUUUUCUGAGAUGCUAAUAAGCAACCCAGAAACUCAGUCUUAACUGAAGAAAUCAUUUGAAAUACUGAUUAGUUUGGUAUCACAUAAAUGAAGCAAAGCUCAUGCAUGAAGGGGACAUACUGUCAAGAAUACAGCAAUGAUUUAAAAUAUCAAUUCAAUGGGCUAUCUGUAAUGUAUUAAACAGGCAUGGGUUUAUUGCAUGCCACAAUUCUUCUUCCUUUUAGAGGGGGAAGGCCCAGUUAAUCCAAAUGGUUGACAAAUAGGUUACUUGAAACAUCCCAGACUAAGCAGCCCUCAGGCAAUGCGGUCUACAUUACAAUGGUCAUAUCUAAAUAAAUGUCCACUACAGAGCUAUAUUGCAUGAAACUGACCCACAUUUCCUACUACCUGAAAUUUUGGGCUGUAUGUAGCAGGUGCUUCAAGUGUAUUUUAGAUCAGCUCAGUUUAUCAUUUACUCUUCAAUGCACUAACUUCUGUACAGAUGUAUAUGUUACUUGUUUCUACAUGAGGACAAAUAAGGAUAGACAGGUGGUUGAGGCAAGAUUAGUCAUGUGUCGGGUUAGAGCCUGAGGCCAGGAAGCUUAAUCCAACUUCCUUAAUACAAUGCAUACAUCCAGCAUGUAUCUUUGUGAAAGCAGUGAAAAGUGGUCCAAUAGACAGGAAGCUAUUACUAUUAAUUUAUCUUGAACUAAAAGAUCAGUUGAAUUAGUUGUAAAACCUUUUGUGCAUGAUCUGGUUAACCUAAGUCAGUAGUUUGUUAAUAAGAUUGAAAUGCCUUUGCUUUUUGUGGUUAGAAAUGCUUUAAUUUAAUUUUACUCAAAAACAAAUGAGUACCCAGCUGGCACUCCCAUAGCAAUAAUGCUGUGAUAGUUAAGGUAGUGAUCCAGAGAUCUAGACAAACAAAUCAGAACGAUGAGUACAAAACUGACUCACUCUCAAUGAUGAUGGCAGACUGCUCUUGACAUAACAAAGACCACCAGUCCUGACAACUGUUGUGAUAAAGGCAUAUACUCCAGGACCAGACACAUACCUAUCCAACCUGUCUAGUACAUCUAUAACAGCACAGCCUACCUGACAAUAUGGAACAUUGUCCAGAUAUGUCCAGUUAACGAAAAGUAGGCUGGCCAAUCUAUACCUCAUAUUAAUCAUCAUGAGGUCAUCACAGGAAAGAGCCAUUAAGUGAUAGGUACCAAUAAUCCACUCAUUCAAAUUCCAUCAGGAGUACUCAGUUCUAGAUUUGAUUCAUAUCCAAAUAGGUGACCUGUAUUCCAAGGUAAGGUCAGAGUGACCACCCUUUACAUCCAGAUAACAUUUGGCCAAGGGCAGUAUCAAUGAGCUCCAUUAAACCUGAGGUGGAGGGGACAAGGGGGAGAAAUCCUCAGCUUCACAAUUCAUGAAGGAUAACAGUUCUACUGUGGGAGGCCAACCAUCUCAGCCCCAGGAAUUUGACACAGUAAUUCUUUAGGGUAGUGUCCCAACCCCAAUCAUUUUCAACUAUUCUAAUGAGCAUCUGUUUAUUAAGAUCAGAAAUGGGACUGUUAACUGAUAAAGUUCAAUUCUAAAACUAGGUACUCAUACAACUAGAUUUGACCUAUGUCCUGGCUUGGCCUGAGAAAUGGUAACAAUUAUGAUGUAUGAAUAACAAACAAUGACCACAGUUAACAAAAAAAUGACUCAAUGGUAUUAUCAUCAACACACCAAUCACUAUUAAAGUGCCGAGAUUCACCUUUGAUCAGAAUGUCUAUUGGAUAAACUACAAAAUACUGCACCUAUAGUGCAAGCCAAAUGCACAGAAUUUUGUGAUGGAAAGCUCAACCUUGAUUCCUGUAAAUGUCUCCACCAUGCUAAGACACAAACCAGGAGUUUGAUGGAAUAAUUUCCACUUGACGGAAUAACUUCCACUUGACAGGACAGGUACAGGUGCAACAACAACUCAGGACAAAGCCAUCCAACUGAUUUGCUAAAGAAUUCAUUUCCCCAUCACCAGUGCACAAUGACUGUAGUAUAUAAUGUAUACAUUAUAUGUACUACAUAAUCAAAGACCCCUCCCACCCUGCACAUUCUCUCUUCUCCCACCUCCCAUCGGGCAGAAGAUACAAAAGCCUGAAAGCACAUACCACCAGACUCAAGGACAGCUUCUAUCCCAUUGUUAUAAGACUACUGAAUGGACCUCUUGUACAAUAAGAUGGACUUCUGACCUCACAGUCUACCUUGUCAUGGCCUUGAACCUGCACUGUACUUUCUCUGUAACUGUUACACUAUAUUCUGCAUUCUGUUAUUGCUUUUCCUUUGUACUACCUUGAUGUCCUGAUGUUGUGAAAUGAUCUGUAUGGAUGACAUGCAAAACAAAGAUUUUCACUGUACCUCAGUACAUGUGACAACAAUAAACCAAUUACUAAUGUGCUGUGACAACAUGCUAAGACUCCCUGAACAGCACCUCCGAAGUAGAUGGCUUUUACCACCUAAAAGGACAAAGAUAGCAGGAGCAUGAGAACAUCUCUUCUUCAAACUCUCCUUAAGAUCACCAAAUAGAGA
Molecule: messenger RNA, 5674 nt
Organism: Pristis pectinata (smalltooth sawfish)
Lineage: Eukaryota; Metazoa; Chordata; Chondrichthyes; Rhinopristiformes; Pristidae
Product: leucine rich adaptor protein 1-like
Exons: 2
Coding region: 727-1323 (198 amino acids)
Biological process (GO): positive regulation of canonical NF-kappaB signal transduction
Source: RefSeq, a predicted model, not a curated record